UCGACUUUUCUGAAGAUUUAAAAACAUUAUAGACUGAAAGGCCGGCGGUCCUAUUUGCAGUUAUUAUUAUUAUUAAUUUUAGUUUUUUAAAAACUUCUUUGCCAUACUAUAAAGUUUUUGGAGUUUCUGGAAUGGACAUCGACUUGGGAUUUGCCGAAAAACGCGACGACGCCAAUUGGCUAACUAACCGGUACUUCCCCAGCAAGUUGGGCGGUCAACCCGCGUGGCUGGAACUGGACAGCCUGCCACCCCCCUCACAGCUGCAGUGCAGCAAGUGCAAGGCGCCCAAAUCCUUCCUGGCCCAACUUUACGCUCCCUACGAAGAUGACUUUAAUUUCCAUCGGUCUAUCUAUGUGUUCCUAUGCCGGAAUCCGGACUGUCAGCAGGCCCAGAGUGCGGGCAAUUUCACGGUGCUAAGAUCACAAUUGCCGCUCAAGAACAAGUUUUUCUCGGAAGAGGAUCCGGAUGACGAAGGCGAUCCUCUGCCAGCUAUUCCCUGCCUGAAGAAACUGUGUGCCGCCUGCGGUUGCCAUGCUCCUCACGCCUGCGCAAAGUGCAAAGCCAUCCACUAUUGCUCUGCGGAGCAUCAGCGAGCGCACUGGCCACGCCACAAGCUGAACUGCGGAUCCUCUGCGGAAGUGACCCGCGAAGCGCUCAUCAAAGUCGAGUUUCCCGAGUUCGAAAUCGUGAUGGACAGCAAUCCCACAAAAGCUUCGGAAGACGACAAAGACGACGAUGCCCGGUUGGCAGAGUUCCAGGAGCUGGAGGCCAGCGGCAAGACUGGUGACCUAAGCAACGUAUCCGAGGCGGAGAUGGACAAAUACUUUGGCAAUACGGCUGCCGCCGAUGACAAGACCUUCCGUCAGUUCAAGAAGCAAACGGCAGCGGAACCCGAGCAGAUUGUUCGCUACAAGCGGGGUGGCCAGCCCCUGUGGAUUACAGAUACCGCCCGGACGGUGGCGGAUCAACUGCAGCCGCUGCCCAACUGCAAACGCUGCGGAGGAGCCCGCCAGUUCGAGUUCCAGAUUAUGCCCCAGACUCUGACGCUGCUGGACGACGAGAACCUUGAUUGGGGCGUGCUAGCGGUCUACACAUGCGCCAAGAGCUGCCCCAUCGAGGGUUAUGAGGAGGAGCUGCUGAUCAAGCAGGACAUUGUCGCGGAGGAGCAGAGCUGACAGAGUUAAAAUGCAUACAUGUAAAUUUUAUAUUCUUGUCAAUUGUGGAAAACACGAACACGAA
Messenger RNA from Drosophila kikkawai, 1239 nucleotides. It is a transcript of the gene Zfrp8, whose product is annotated as Zinc finger protein RP-8. NCBI's taxonomy places the organism in Eukaryota, Metazoa, Arthropoda, Insecta, Diptera, Drosophilidae. Gene Ontology annotation, cellular component: cytoplasm; nucleus. The record is from RefSeq and is a predicted model, not a curated record.